CCAAACCACAUCAGGCAUGACUGGCCUGGGCCAAACGCUGCGUCUCGCCUGAUGGGUGCCAUGACACCUCCCACGCAGCCCCGGUAUUUGCCUAUCGAUUUGAUGGCCUGUGACGAUACGAUACGACCGAUAGAGGGAGAGAGGGGGAGGGGGUUUGCGAGAAACCGUGGAGAAGUGAGGGGAUUCAAUGGCCAGACAGAGCGCGCGGCCACAUCACGAUGACCAAGAGACGCCAGCGCCAGUGGAAUAGAGGGCCGCUCCGCUGUGACUGGCCGGAUUCGAGGCCAUCUACUCCAUCGAAGCUCUACCAGUGGUUCACAGGCCACUACUUUGCACGCCAAAGAAGCAGGCGUUUCGCACCGUCGCCCUUAGUAGAGCGCACACUACUGGCCCGUCCCGAGCUUUUGAGUGGUCACAAGUCAGCGGGUAUGGCGUCCACCCGCUGUCCGGGUCGUGCGGGAGCGAACAACGCCGUCCAUUACUCUCUUGAGUCCUGAGGAGCAGCUCAUUCCUUUGGGGGAAGGGGGGUCGUC
Trichoderma asperellum CBS 433.97 is the source of this 533-nucleotide messenger RNA. RefSeq lists its product as uncharacterized. The record is from RefSeq and is a predicted model, not a curated record. NCBI's taxonomy places the organism in Eukaryota, Fungi, Ascomycota, Sordariomycetes, Hypocreales, Hypocreaceae.